This is a messenger RNA of Aspergillus piperis CBS 112811, 1420 nucleotides long. Its product is annotated as alpha/beta hydrolase. The transcript has a single exon. Lineage: Eukaryota; Fungi; Ascomycota; Eurotiomycetes; Eurotiales; Aspergillaceae. Gene Ontology annotation, biological process: protein depalmitoylation. Bases 265 to 1062 code for a protein of 265 amino acids. Gene Ontology annotation, molecular function: carboxylic ester hydrolase activity; palmitoyl-(protein) hydrolase activity. Gene Ontology annotation, cellular component: cytoplasm. The record is from RefSeq and is a predicted model, not a curated record.
CUUCUAUCAGACUUCUACAUUAUCACCUCUCUUGAACCUCUCUAAACUCUACACGCAAACCACAUAUCAUACACAGGAUACCCUAAAGUCACCACAUUAUAUCCUCCACGAAGUAUCCACAACAACCACAACCACAGCCACAACCACAAAUACAACAACACUGAACCAACCCCGCCAACCUCACUACAUCUACCACCACCACCACACUACCUACCCAUCUCCAACAACCAAACCACCCUCCAAACCACCCAACUCCCAUCCAAAAUGCCAUCCACCCCCCCUACCUCCUCCCACUUCCCCCCGCACCUAACCCUAACCAUCACGCCCCCCUCAUCCACCUCCACCACCACCAGCACCUCCCCAAACACCUCCCCCAACAUCCUUCUCCUCCUCCACGGCCUCGGCGACACAAGCCAAAACCUCACAACAUUAGCCCGCGCCCUCAACCUCCCCGAAACCACCAUCCUAACACUCCAAGCCCCCACCCCUCUCCCCUUCGACCUGGGCGGCUUCCACUGGGGCGACGACAUCACAUUCAGCCCAGCAGGGGACCUAGACAUGGACGCCGGAUUCACGCGCUCCACGAAUACCAUAAUCAAGGAGGUGAUUAUCGACACCUUGCUAAAGAAGUGCGGGUACCGGGGUCGGGAUAUUGUGGUGUUUGGAAUCGGGCAGGGCGGGAUGGUGGGGUUGGAGGUUGCUAGGCAUUUCAAGAACUCCUCGGAAGGAAAGGUGAAUGAGGAGGAGCUGGGAGGUGUGGUGUCGAUUGGGGCGCCGGUGGGGUUAUCUGGAAAGGCACCUGCGACUGGCAGUGGGAAGAGUAGGACGCCGGUGUUGAUUGUUGCGGGCAAGGAAGAUGGAGGGGAGAGGAGUACGGCGGUUACUGCGGCUGGGGUGAGGAGGACGAAGGAGUGGUUUGAGUUUGUGGAGGCGAGUAGGUAUAAGAGGCGUGGGGAUGGGAUGCCGAGGAAUGCGGAGGAGAUGAGACCUGUGAUGGAGUUUUUGGCCAGGAGGUUGAGGAGUUAUAAGGGGGUGCCGGAGGGGAGUGUUGAACUUAGUUGAAUAGUUAGGUGAAUAUGGGGUGGAAGAUGGGUUGUAUGGAUGUGGAAGGUGGAUGAUGAGUCUAUUGUACAUGACAUGCUUCAAACUAGAUACCUAUCUGCUGGCUAGUUGACCUCCUCCAGAGCUGUGCGUGCGCGCUCUAUCGUCUCUCUGGCGUCCUUCUCCGCCGUCACUUCUUCGACUUGUCGGCCACCCUCGCGGGCGGUCUCGCGCAGCUGCGUCUCGGUCUCCAGCAGCGCGGUGCGGCCGUCUUCGCGUACCUCGUUCUCAAACCAGUGUCGCGCGGACUCCCAUUUGCGCUGCUGGUUGCGCAGCGAGUAGAUCAGUCCGAUAGCGGCCAUCGUGCAGGUCUCGUAGA